Molecule: messenger RNA, 1140 nt
Organism: Chelonoidis abingdonii (Abingdon island giant tortoise)
Lineage: Eukaryota; Metazoa; Chordata; Testudines; Testudinidae
Source: RefSeq, a predicted model, not a curated record
AUGACUAGUACCACUAGAAGUGAAGAGACAACCACGCUUCCCCUUCCAACAACUUUCGACACUGGGAGCACAGAAAUAGCCACCUCAGCGUUUCCAGGGACCUCCACAACUCCUGUAGAAACGACAACCGCAACAGAGAGGACAACAAUAACUAGUACCACGGGAGCUGAAGUGACAACCACACUUUCCCCUCUUGCAACUUCACAACCUGAAAGCACAACUGCAGCCACCUCUACUGCUCCAGAAACAACCACAGUUCUGCAAGAGACCACUUCCCAAGCAGAGAAGACGACUUCUGCAGCUCAAACCACACCAAUGACUAGUACCAUUAGAAGUGAGGAGACAACCAUGCUUCCCCUUCCGACAACUUCCGAACCUGGGAGCACAGCUACAGCCAGCUCAACGUUUCAAGAGACCUCCACAACUCCUGUAGAAACCACAACCCCAACAAAGAAAACAAUAAUAACUAUUCGUCUUGAGACAAGUUUGCCCUCUGAGACCACAAGAAUUCCCAGCACCUUUACAGAAGUUGAGACAACCACAGCUACCCGUCUUGUCACUUAUUCCACUGUGACCACAAGUGCAGUCACCUCCUCUUUAGCAGAGACAUCCACAGUUGCUGUUACGGUGACUUCUCCGGCUAAGACCACAUUGACACUGACUCCCACCACAGCAGCUCCUAAAACAUCCACAUCUGUUCUGGAGACCAAUUCCCUAUCUGAAAUCCCAAUAGCUUUGGGCACCACUACAGAACGGGGGACACCCACAGCUUCCCCUUUCACCACUGUUCUUGCCGAGACUACGAAAACAUCAUCCAUUGCUACAGCAGCAGAGAGAAGCACAAUGACUCCAAUCACCACUACCCCUGCUGAGACAACAACAACUUACACUUCCACUACAACACAGGCAACAACCACAUCUGCCCAUUUUACAACUUCCCCAGCUGAGACCACAACCGCUUUGGGCAUUCCUAUCAGAGGGGAGACAACAGCAGCCAUCUCUGUGACAACCACAUCGCUUUCACCUACCACAGCUGCUUUGACAAUGCAACAGUUUGUCUUCCACAUCCAGAUGAGGACCCUAACGGCUGGGCUAAAGAUUAUGGAGGAGGAACUUCUCCUCCUCCUCUUCUCCCACUGA